CUAAAACUCUCUGUCCUCCUCUUUGUCUGUAAAAAUCUGCUUUUUUUUCUCUCUCUCUCUCUCACCCCGCAUCCCCUUUUCUGCUCUCACUACAACUAUAAGCUCUUGUUUAGUGCUUCACUAGCCAAACACAGCAGCAAAACCCUCUUCAUUUUUUUCCUCCUCUUGUUCCCUCUCACUCCUCUUCUCUUCUCUCCUUCAACAUACAUCUACAUCUACUUGUUCUUUGUUUCUUUAUUAAUAUUUAUUAUUAUUAUCUCUUUCCUUUUGAAUUCUCUCUCUCUCUCUCUCUCUCUUCUUCCUUGUUAAUUAUCUUUAUCCUUUAAACAUCAUGUCCUUGCUGCGGAAGGUGUUUUGCUUCGAGUUUUGCAGAGAGAAGCUGAUGUUGGUAAUCUCUUAAACUGUUUUUCACUCGUGGUAGAGGAAAUACCCUUGUUGUUUUGUUUUGAAUGUUCUCUCCUUCAUGCCAUUUUCUUCCUUCCCUCUUCAUUUUUUUUGCUCUUUUCUAGUGGAGUAAGAAAAUAGAGUUCUACUUGUUAUUUAUUCAUCUUCUCAACCAUCAUUUUCUUUCUUUGGGAGUCUGUUGACUCUCACACUCUCUCUCUCUCUUUCUCUCUCUCUCUCUCUAGAUAUAGAGCUAGAGGUAGAGAUAUGAUGAAUAGAGAGAGAAGGAGUUUUAGCUGUUUAUGUUAAUCUUGUUUCCAUGGCCACCAGCAAUCUGCAUUGUUGUUCAACUUCAUCCAACCAUUAAAGACACCAAAAUUUGAUUGUGUUUUCUCUUAUCAUUGUCCUUGGAGAAAAUGAGAUGCGUACUCCAACUCUAGGUGGUCUAUGCUCUAUGAACCUUUUGUUGCUUUCUUCUUUCCAUGAAAAGGUUUGGACUCGUAGAGUCUACCACAUCCCAAAACAGCUAAGUAUCUCUGUCUCAAAAUUCUAGAUCUUGUUCUCUUCUUCCUCGACUCCCUAGACCAAAAAAACAAUAUUAGAAGCGAAUCAAAUUCGAAAGAAAAAUAAAUAAACAAAUAAAUAAAUAAGCUCAUGAAGUGGGUCUCCUCCACUCUCUCCUCUCGCCUUGUCAGAAACCUUUAACACCUUCGCCUAGCAAAUUACUAGUCUAGCUACUUGUUUUGGUUCCUCGAUCUUUCUUCUCCAACUCCAAACCAAUGUGCAUUAACUUGGGGUCCCUGGAAUUUUGAACUCAAACAAGCCGCUAUUUCUGAUCAUCAUCAUCUGCUUCAACUUCUGUUUGUUACCUUUUGUUGAUCAUUCAUCGAUCACCAGGACCCAGAAAGCUAAGCUAGUGAAUUUUGUGUUUGGGUAAUGGUGUGUAGAAUCUAUCUUUGUGGGGAGCUAGAGAGGAAUAUAUAGGAAGCAGCAGACAUCUGCUGAUCAGACAAAAUUAAGUAGUAAUCUGGACUCGAGAGUCUCCUUCUCCUAGGUAGACGUCCAACAAGAAUAAUUGUUAAAUUUAAUCAUUUAGGGCGCCUCCAAAUUCUCUGCUAGCAGCUGUUCGUCUUCCUUGGUUUGGUCUCCAGAAAAAGAAACAGGAGUGAUGGAUCUUUCCGGUCAUGACGGGGAGAUUCCAAUCCCAAUAACCAGCAGCUAUGCUGGGGGACAUGGUCAUGGCCACAUGAUCCAUCAUGAGCCCUCUCCCCACAACCACAUUAUCCCUUCUUCAGCACCCCAACUCCCUUCCAAUGGCCCCAUCCAUCCAACCAUGGAGGACCACAUGCCCUACAAGAAAGUGAUCAGGUACAAGGAAUGCCUCAAGAACCAUGCAGCGGCCAUGGGUGGAAAUGCUACAGAUGGGUGUGGUGAGUUCAUGCCAAGUGGAGAAGAAGGCACCCUGGAAGCCCUCAAGUGCUCAGCCUGCAACUGCCAUAGGAAUUUCCACAGGAAAGACAUUGAAGGUGAGUCCUCUUCUUGUGACUGCUAUCACCACCCUCAUCUAAACAAGGUUGCUGGGAGGAAGGUCAUUGUAGGCCCCCACAAGGGUGUGUUUGGUCCCGAAGCUUUGGGGUACCCCACAGGCACCUUAAUCCACUCCAGGGCAGCACCACCCCACCAGAUGAUAAUGCCUUACAGUUUAGGGUCCAUCCCUUCAGAGUCUGACGAGCAGGAUGGUGGUGGUGGGAUUGUACCAAGGCCACCUCAAGUUGUGAAGAAAAGGUUCAGGACCAAGUUCACCCAAGAACAGAAGGAGAAGAUGUUGGGCUUUGCCGAGAAGGUUGGGUGGAGGAUACAGAAGCAAGAGGAAGCCGUAGUGCAGCAGUUCUGCCAAGAGAUUGGAAUCAAGAGGAGAGUUCUCAAGGUGUGGAUGCACAACAACAAGCACAACAUGGCCAAGAAGAAUGCCCCCACUGCUUGAACUUCGUCUUACUUUAAUUUGUGCUCAUUAAUUAAUUCCCACCAUCUUCUUCUUCUUCUUCUUCUUCUUCUUCUUCUUCUUCUUCUUCUUUGUUGGCUGAUGUAGAAGUUUAGUUAGUUUUAUAUUGUUUUUUCUUUUCCUGUUCCCCAACUUCUCUCCACUCUAUGUUCUUCAGCGUUCUCUUUAUUCUUAUAUUAUUGCUAAUGUAAUGUAGUUUAGGUAGAUUGGAGUUUGAAAGAGUUUGAGUUGUGGUGAUAUCCAUGUUUAUCCAGUGCAGGGAUUUAUUGAAAUAUUUUUAUUUCAGUCAAGCA
Molecule: messenger RNA, 2679 nt
Organism: Nelumbo nucifera (sacred lotus)
Lineage: Eukaryota; Viridiplantae; Streptophyta; Magnoliopsida; Proteales; Nelumbonaceae
Product: zinc-finger homeodomain protein 4
Biological process (GO): regulation of DNA-templated transcription; regulation of developmental process
Cellular component (GO): nucleus
Molecular function (GO): DNA-binding transcription factor activity; transcription cis-regulatory region binding
Source: RefSeq, a predicted model, not a curated record